AUGUCUCAACGCAGGAAACUUCAAGGAUUUGAAUUUUAUCAGACGGUACUUAAAAAUGCCAAGUAUUUCCUUGCCCCUAUGGUGGAUCAAUCCGAAUAUGCCUGGAGAAUCUUAUCUCGCCGAUAUGGUGCUCAAGUAUGUUACACUCCUAUGGUUCAUGCAAAAAUGUUUUGUGACGAAAAAAAUCAUCAAUAUCGGUCCGACGUAUGGUCAACUGGGGCAAAUGACCGACCUUUAAUAGUACAAGACCAGUGUGAUGCAGUAGAUUUGAAUUUAGGAUGUCCACAACAUAUCGCUAAACGUGGACAUUAUGGUGCUUUUUUACAAGAUGAAUGGGAUUUAAUUUACAAAUUGAUAAAUAUCCUUCAUGAAAACCUAUCAGUACCCGUAACAGCCAAGAUAAGAAUAUUUCCAGAAGUGGAAAAAACAAUAAAGUAUGCUAAAAUGAUUGAAAGUGCAGGAGCACAAUUAUUAACUGUACACGGUCGUAUUCGCGACCAAAAAGGUCAUAAUUCGGCGUUGGCAGAUUGGGAACAAAUUAGUCAAGUCAAGAAAGCACUUAAUAUACCGGUUAUUGCCAAUGGAAAUAUUUUGUAUUUCGAAGAUAUUGAACGUUGUAUUAAUAUUACAGGUGUUGAUGGAGUUAUGUCCGCAGAGGGGAAUCUUUACAAUCCAGGCAUAUUUUCAGAUAGCAAUCUGCCAACUUGGCAAUUAGCAAAUGAAUAUCUAGAUAUUUGUCGAACAGUUCCAACAAAAAUUGGGUAUAUUCGUGCGCACCUUUUUAAAAUAUAUAGACCAGCUCUCCCAUUUCAUGUUGAUUUAAGAGAACAACUAGCUAAAGUGACUACUUUUGAAGAGAUAUGUGCGAUAUCUAAUGAAUUACAAAGUCGAUUGAUGAAAACGGUAGCUAGUCAUGUUUAUGACAGUGCGAUUGAAAAUGAUGUAAAUGGUUAUAAGAUAUUUCCUCAUUGGAUUUGUCAACCUUAUAUUCGGUCACCAACAUUGGGAAAUCCUAAUUAUGAUGGAAUGAAAAAAAAGAUAGAAAAUGACUAA
Cetraspora pellucida is the source of this 1053-nucleotide messenger RNA. Lineage: Eukaryota; Fungi; Glomeromycota; Glomeromycetes; Diversisporales; Gigasporaceae. The record is from the annotation of a GenBank genome assembly.